CCCGCAUCCACAACAACAACAACAACACAGACAUCAUCACAGCAGCUCGAACACCGUUGAUUUGAUCAAUUGAAUAGCCUCACUUUGAGGCCAAAUUAUCACUAUUUUCCCUGUGAAUUCUAUCACUUUUGAGUACGUCAACUCGGACCGUUAUUUUCCCGCUCGCGAGUCCGACACUACCUCACCUCAACAUCUCCCUAUCAAUCGACAUGGCAACCACUGUGUCUGCACUUCUCGGCCAGUAUCCUACAAACCCAGUCAAAAAUACCCUCAAGCAUUCAGAUAGCAAUAAAUCAUGGGCGAAAUCAUACCCGCCCAUAUCUAGGCUCAGAGUCCACACUUCCAUCCAAGGGCCGGGCUCAGUUAUAGCCAACUUUAACGACGCAUUCCUGGGUGAAUACAACGAUGAGACCCUCAGGCUGAACGAAACCGCACAUCCACCAAACUACCGAAGGUGGCGUCUGGACUCAGAAGAAGACGGGAUUCAGUGGUUUCAUACAGAAAUAUCUAAUGUAGUCCUGAGCGCAUUUGCAAGCCAUCCCAGCCUCCUCCAGACUUCCCAUGAGAAGGCUCUCUCCGAGACUCGCACAGAGCAGACGGUUGAUAUAUCAUACUCGGUGUCCCACGGCAAAGAAAGAAUGCCUGUUGCUAUCGGCGAAUUUAAGAGAGGCCUUAUAAAACCGGAACAGUGGCAAAACGGGAAGCUCAUACACAGCCAACAAAUCAUCCUUUCUCAGGAGCUACGAGGGUAUGCACACAAAUACGCAUGCCCCCAGGUCUUUUGUUUUGAUAACUACUCUUUCCUUAUGCUCCAGUUUAGAGCCAGAAAUAAGCAUGAUAUUAAAGACGCUAAAUGCGACGUCGACUGCUGGAUCCUGCCCCGCGAAGAUAUGCACGGCUGCUACAGCACCACUCUCCGCUAUGCCCUAUAUCGACUACUAGUUCAAGGCUUCCGCAGAUGCCAAGGCGCACGGCCGAUGGAAGUUUCUCUCUAUGGGAUACACCCACAUGUGCGCGAGUUCUACAACGGCCAGCCGCUUUGGAAAAUCGAUGGCAAACUUCACACCCAGCCCGGGGGACAUUGCCGUUUAGUCGAUCCUACCUGUGGCGCCUUCUUCUGGACGGAUUCAGACGGGUCAACUCCGUUACUCGAUCAAGACGGCAAUGUGGCGCGAGAUACAGAAGAGUUUUGGGAGUCGAGCCAGCAACAAACUGAGCCAGAUAAUAAUAUAUUAGCUGGGGAGGAUCUCUAUGGGCCCGGGUAGCUUAUUUAGUGCGUCUUCAGUAUUUAGAACUUGGGAUUUAUUAUAUUACUCUUAUUGCUAUCUUGUAGUUG
Messenger RNA from Ilyonectria robusta, 1336 nucleotides. RefSeq lists its product as uncharacterized. The record is from RefSeq and is a predicted model, not a curated record. NCBI's taxonomy places the organism in Eukaryota, Fungi, Ascomycota, Sordariomycetes, Hypocreales, Nectriaceae. The transcript has 2 exons. The coding region runs from base 210 to 1265 and encodes 351 amino acids.